AUGGAACCUGAAGAUGUGAUCACCUCUAAGCCUUCAGACCAUGGAACAGUGAAAGUACAACUACCUCCAUUCCUUCAAAGACUGAAAAAGAAGCAAAACGAUGAAGGUCAGUAUCAUUGCUUCCUGAAAAUAUUGAAACAACUACACAUCAAUAUUCCAUUUACAAAAGCGAUAGAGCAGAUGUCGGUGUAUGCCAAGUUUUUGAAGGAUAUGGUUUCGAAGAAGAGAAGUACAGGAAAAUUCGCCACAGUGGCAUUAACACAAGAAUCAAACAUUAUAAUCCCACCAAAGAUGCACGACCUAGAUAGCUUUACAAUACCCUGGUCAAUAGGAGGGAUCUACAUUGGUCUGCUGACACCCACAACGGUGACUCUUCAGCUUGCAGAUAGGUCCUUGUUACACCUUGGAGGAAAAUUGAAGGAUGUCUUGGUCACAAUCAACGAAUUCAUUCUACCUAUAGACUUCAUCAUUCUAGAUUAUGAAGCGGAUAAAGGUGUGCCAAUCAUAUUGGGACGACCAUUCUUGUUUAUUGGUCGUGCUCAAAUAGAUGUGUACAGGGGAGAAAUCACAAUGAGCAUAAAUGGAAAGAAGCUCAGGUUUAAUUUUAUCAAGGCAAUGAAGUUCCUAGAAGAUGAAGGCUUAUCAGAUUCUGAUGAUGAACAUACUUGCGUUGAAGAUUUAGAGUCCGAUGAAGAAAAUGAAGAAAGAGAGGAUGCGACAACCUCCUUAGAAACCUGCCAUGUUUCAAAGGAUGGGCCAAAGGAUGGGGAUAAAGCAAAAAUUGAAGCCAUAGAAAAAUUUCCACAUCCAGCAAUUGUGAAAGCUUUAAGGAGUUUCUUAGGACAUGAGGGGUUCUACAGACGAUUUGGGAAGAACUUCUCCAUAAUAGCUCGAUCGUUGAAUGCGUUGCUAGAAGUUGACAACCCUUUUGACUUUGAUUGA
Molecule: messenger RNA, 942 nt
Organism: Benincasa hispida (wax gourd)
Lineage: Eukaryota; Viridiplantae; Streptophyta; Magnoliopsida; Cucurbitales; Cucurbitaceae
Source: RefSeq, a predicted model, not a curated record